Molecule: messenger RNA, 1551 nt
Organism: Nothoprocta perdicaria
Lineage: Eukaryota; Metazoa; Chordata; Aves; Tinamiformes; Tinamidae
Gene: EFCAB12
Product: EF-hand calcium binding domain 12
Exons: 9
Coding region: 1-1551 (516 amino acids)
Source: RefSeq, a predicted model, not a curated record
AUGGCUAUGGAUAAGGGUAUGGAUAAGGGUAUUGGCACUGGCAGCUACCUCAGCAGAGGCAGGGUUAUGGCUAUGGGUAUGGAUAUGGGUAUGGCUAUGGGAUCAAAGUCGGAUCCACCUCAGGAGGCAGAGGAUAGCCUGUGCUUUCCAAAGAUCACCCCCAGGGCAGAAGAUGAUCCGCAAAAGCUGGAGGCUUGGAUUACGGAGAGGAUGCAAUUUCGGUCUCAGCUGGAAAGCCUUGUGGAUGUGAAAAGAUGGCUGAUGCAGAAGCCUUCCCGCAGCGACCAGGAGGAAAGAGUCUGGAGAAGAGUGCAGGGCGGCAGGAAGGCCGGGGCCCGGCGGCCCCGCGGCGCCGAGAGGUGCCUGCCGCCGGGGAGCAGCCAGACAGGGUGCCACGGGAGCGCGCCCCUCAUCCGUGCGCCGUAUCCGCAGGCUCUCGUCACGCUGCAAAACCUUCUGCACAAGCACAGCUUCAAGAUGGUGGACCUGUUCAGGAAGGCCGAUGUCUAUAGGGGGAAGAUCUCCAGGGAAAAGUUCAUUAAGGUCAUCAAGGAGACCAAAGUUCCGGUAAGUGACAAGGAUUUGGAGGAUGCGAUCAUCUUCCUGACUUCGUCAAAACAGGGGAAUGUUAUAAGAAGUGAGGAUCUGGUAGAAUGUCAAGAUCGGUGGCUGGAAAUGAUGCAAGGGCAGUGCAGAGAGACCCCAACAGGUGUACAAGCCCAGUCCCCAAAAGCCGCUUACAGAACUGCCACUUACAGAGCCUCUGUGGGGGGAAGAGCCAGAGAAGAGAAGCCUCUCGUUCCCCGCAAGCCCCAAGCACGGUCACGGCUGCUGGAAGUUCCCCCAGGGAACACUGAGCCGGAACGCAGAUAUGUGAGCUACGAUGAAAUGGAGGAGAUUGGAAAGCGGUUCCGAGACAGGAAGCGGAGGGAGAAGCUCUGCUUGCAGAGCAAGGACACCCCGAUAGAAUGGAGAGAAAAGUGCCGGCUGGUGCGAUCYGGGGACAGGCGUGUCGACGAGCACUGCCUGCCCUCCACUCUAGCGGGCGACAUGGCCGAGCUCACGGACCACUAUCGCGGGGAUUCCUUCAUGACCUACCUGAGGAGCUUCAACCUCUGCAAAGAACAUCAGAUCCACCUCACCAAGGCAGUGCUGCAGAAAGCCCUGCUGCACCCAGGAGACAAGAUCAUAAAAGAGGGAGACGACAUGCGGAAAAUCAGGCAGCCUGGAGGGCCCUACUCGGCAGCAGCCGCCCGUGCGCCGCCCGCCGCGAGCGCAUCAGGGCCGGGAGCAUCCGGCAAGCGGGCCGGAGAGAUGCACAACAGGCAGAGGCGGCGAGGGCGGCGGGCCGGGCGCGUGAGCAGGUCGCACGACAACAACUUCUGGCCGGGGCAGCUGCUGGACAAGCUGCGGCUCUUCCUGCCGGCGCCGCCGGGCCGGGCGCUCGCCCUCUUCAGCUACGUGGGCCGCCCGGGGCCCGGCUGCCUCGGCGGGCCGGCCGCCCCGCGCCCGGGUGCAGGCCCGGGCCGCCCCUCAGCGCCGGCGCAAUAA